AUGCGCUUUCUAAUACCUCUUCUACUGUUACUGUGGCCAAUGCUAUAUCAUACUGGUAAGGCGUCGUCCAUCAUUAUCCGUCAACGUCAUCAUGGUGGCCAUCAUAGACGUCCUGGAUUCCACAUGGAUAGAGAGCCACCAAGACGAUUGGCGAUGAUUCAGCUACGCGUAUAUCCUGAGAGGGUCAAGGUUCGCGUAUAUCCUGAGAAGGUCAAGGUACGCGUAUAUCCUGAGCCAUCUGAAAGACAAAGACACGGAAUGAUCGUACCAAUAAUCCUGAGGCGUAAACAUCCGAUAAGCAUAUUGGACGAGAAACCCGUCUCUGAUUCGUAA
Molecule: messenger RNA, 333 nt
Organism: Cooperia oncophora
Lineage: Eukaryota; Metazoa; Nematoda; Chromadorea; Rhabditida; Trichostrongylidae
Source: the annotation of a GenBank genome assembly